UCCGCCGGGAUGGCGGCGGGGCGGCGGGCGGGCUGCGCCGCGGGGCUGGCGGGGCUGGUCCUGCUGGCCCUGCUGGCCGCCCUGCUGCUCCGCGCCUACCUCCCCCGCGCCCCGGCCAUCCCGCGCCUGUGGGCGCGGCGCGGCGGUACCGCCGCCUUCAGCGCCGGCGAGAGGCUGGAGCUCAAGGAGGUGCUGCGAGGUGCAAUUAAAAUCCCAACUGUUUCCAUAUCUCCAAAGGACUUGAAUACAACCGCCAUGGCAGAAUUUGGGAAUUACAUGCAGGAAGUCUUCCCGGCUGUAUUUUCUUCAAAGUUCAUUCAACAUGAAAUUGUUGGGAAAUACAGCCACCUCUUUACUGUUCAGGGCUCUAACCCUGAACUGAUGCCCUAUAUGCUGCUUGCACACAUGGAUGUUGUGCCUGCCUCCCCGGAGGGCUGGGAUUUCCCUCCUUUCUCAGCUGCAGAGCAUGAAGGUUUCAUCUAUGGACGAGGAGCUCUGGAUAACAAAAACUCUGCCAUAGGUAUUCUGCAAGCUCUAGAAUUUUUGCUGAGAAGAAAUUACAGACCCCAGAGAUCUUUCUAUGUUGGCAUUGGACAUGAUGAGGAGGUGUCUGGUUGGAAGGGAGGGAUGCAGAUUGCAGCUCUGCUGGAAGCCAGAGGAGUCAAACUCUCCUUCUUACUCGAUGAGGGAAGUGCAAUACUAGAUGGCAUCAUUGCAGGAGUGAAGAAGCCAGUAGCUGUAAUUGCUAUCACAGAAAAGGGCUCAAUAACACUGAACUUCACUGUGGAAAAAGAGCCAGGACAUUCAUCCUUUCCUCCUAAGGAGACAAGUAUUGGCAUUCUUGCAGCAGCAAUGGCCAGACUGGAGCAGAAUCCCUUGCGCAACCUGUUUGGCCACGGGCCAGAACUCAUGACUAUGGAGCACCUUGCGUCAGAGUUCAGCUUUCCUCUCAAUCUCAUCAUGAGCAACCUGUGGCUGUUUUCACCUGUUGUCAGCAGAGUCCUGGCCUGGAAACCUUCCACCAAUGCCUUGAUUCGAACUACUACAGCAGUCACAAUGUUUAAUGCAGGAAUCAAGACAAAUGUCAUCCCAUCUUCUGCAAAAGCAACCGUCAACUUUCGGAUCCACUCUGCAGAGAAGGCUGCUGAGGUGCUAGAGGUAGUGAGAAACAUUAUUGCUGAUGACAGAGUGAAGAUUGAUGUAGUAGAGGCCUUUGACCCGCUCCCCAUCAGUCCUUGGGAUCACCAGACGUUCGGGGUCCAUAUUUUUCAAAGAACCAUCCUGGAUACUUUCCCAGAUGUUGACAGUGUAGUCCCAGGCACGUGCAUUGGGAACACAGACAGCAGGCACUUCACCAACGUCACCAAUGCCAUUUAUCGCUUCAACCCGCUGCUCCUGAAGCCAGAUGAUCUUCCCAGGAUCCAUGGGUUGAAUGAGAGAAUCUCAGUUGAGAAUUAUGAGAAACAGGUUGAGUUCCUCUUUCAGCUGAUUAAGAACUGUGACACUGACAGGCUCCCCAAGCCUCACGCCAACUCCCACGAGCUGUGAGAAACACCUGAGAAGAGCAGCUACCAAGGUGGACUCUGGGGUGGCAGGGUCUGGGCUGUAAGAUGCAGUUGUGUGUCAUGUGUUGAAUUACAUCUGGAGCCUGGUUUUUGCAUGUUGUGCUUUACAUACAGAUGGCAAAACUGCUGGUUGCUGCUUUAGGCAAAGCUUCUGUUUGGCAGAGAGUGAUAAGCACCUGGAGAAAACACAACAAAUAACUCUGAUUUCUGUUCCUUCCUGGUCUGAUGUGCAGCCAUUAAUCUGACUGUAUUCAUUUGUUCAGCACUUUCCUUAAGCCUCUGAAGUGGGUAGGCACUUAAAAAUCUAAGCUAUCAGCAGCAGUCACUCUUCUAUCAGUAGAAAAGUGAAUCCUCCUGUGUGUACUUCCUUUGUCACAAAUUACAUGUCUGUCAAAAACUCACCUGAAGGGUUUGUGACAUAGUGCAGGGUCCAUAUAGUUGGUAGUUACACUCAAGAGUUUGUUGCCCUGCUGCUCAGUGGGGGCUUUUUCCCCAGCUGAUGCCCUCAGCUAGAACCACAGCUCUUGCCCCCAGUGCCAGUGUUGACUUGAUACUGCCAAGUUCUCCCAUGCAUGCACUGAUCUCUGACUCCAUUUUAAAAUACUGAGCUCCAGAAGUUCUAGGUGUGUUGUUUCAGAGCUGCUAAAAGCUUUUCUUCCUGUCUUUUCAGUGACUGCUUUUUUUUUCUGUCUUUGUUGGGGUCCAGGAUAUGUUGUGCAGCUGGGUUCCAGAAUAAGGAUUGCAGCUUUAAAUAAGACACUAAAUCAGUAUUGUCUGCUCAUAUAUAUCCUCUUUUCACUGAAUCAUUUUCUGUAGUGAAUGCUUCUCUUUUGUUCCUCUGAGAACUUGAUUGUGAGAGAUGGUGAAGCCCUUCAGCUUGUUCCAGCUUGGUGGGAGCAGAACCUGUGUCCCUUCCCUGCCAACACAAGCAGGUCUCACUUCACUGCAGCGUGGCUGUGGACUCAGCUCUUUGGGAAUCCUGUUGUAGAUGGGUUAUUGAUGUUGGCUCUGUUUCAUCCUGCAGCUCUUGCACUAGCAUGUCUGCCUUUGAGAGCACUGAAGGGUCAAGCAUUCUUUUGGCCUUGGUAGUCUCUUGAGUUGGGCUUGAUGUUAUUAAUGAGACACAGAGAGAAUGAAGAACCUGUUGUCAGCCCAGGUCCUGGCUGAAAGCUGCUGUGUUGUACUGAUGUGUGGGCUCUGCUGCCUCUCCUGCUGCAUUGCUGCAGAGAUCUGAGUCUGAAUUAUACACUGGAAGGGUUGGUUGUUUUGCUCUACAUUCAUAUUGUAAAAUGUCCUGAAAUGUACAGGAGAUCUGCUAAGAUGUAUAAUGAAAAAGUGAUGGAGCUGUGACUCCUUUUCUUUCCGUUCACCACUCUAUUUAUUUGCAGUCUGAUCUUAUCACUGUGGCCCAUGGGCUAUAACUGUAUCAAUCUACUACAUAAUUGAAACCAGAUCAGCAUUUUCAUCUAAUAAAAUAAGGAAUGCAGA
Messenger RNA from Apus apus (common swift), 3053 nucleotides. RefSeq names its product peptidase M20 domain containing 1 (gene PM20D1). The record is from RefSeq and is a predicted model, not a curated record. The transcript is spliced from 13 exons. Gene Ontology annotation, biological process: amino acid metabolic process. Bases 10 to 1548 code for a protein of 512 amino acids. Gene Ontology annotation, molecular function: hydrolase activity, acting on carbon-nitrogen (but not peptide) bonds, in linear amides. Lineage: Eukaryota; Metazoa; Chordata; Aves; Apodiformes; Apodidae.